Nicrophorus vespilloides is the source of this 16587-nucleotide messenger RNA. RefSeq names its product histone-lysine N-methyltransferase 2C-like. Gene Ontology annotation, molecular function: histone binding; histone H3K4 methyltransferase activity; transcription coactivator activity. Bases 212 to 16051 code for a protein of 5279 amino acids. Gene Ontology annotation, cellular component: MLL3/4 complex; nucleus. The transcript has 29 exons. NCBI's taxonomy places the organism in Eukaryota, Metazoa, Arthropoda, Insecta, Coleoptera, Silphidae. Gene Ontology annotation, biological process: positive regulation of transcription by RNA polymerase II. The record is from RefSeq and is a predicted model, not a curated record.
GGUAAUGGUCUGCAUGUACGUCCUCUAUGUGCGUAAAUACACACUAUGUGGUUAGGUGAUUUUCUUCUCCCACUUCAGUAGCUAGUGACAAUUUUUUUUGUGUUAUUACAACAUGUAUACAAAUGUAAAAUAUGUAAAAUAGUUUUUAACGUAAGUUGAUGGAUUUGCUGUUGGCGUGUUCCAUGUCUCUGGUCGGGCCCUCCACAUAACAAUGGACGAAUUGAGUACGGGACUCGAUCCCGAUGAGCUCAUGGAUCUGGACGAGGCUUCGGACAUCGAUGAUGACGAUGAUGAUAACAUCAUCGAUGAUCCUUUGCCCUCGCCACUCCAGCUACCCUCAUCGGGACCUGCGUCUGCCGCCACCAGCGCAGCAUCCUCGCCGCCGACCAACGAUGAGGCGGUGAUGCCUCCAAUUUUCUCCGGGAAACCAUUGAACAUCAAGCGCGGCAGAGGCAGACCCAGAAGAGAAGGAGGUAAACCUGUACAGAGGAAAAGUACGGGUAUCAGGAUGAAGCGUUGGAAGCCACCGGGUAUGAGAGGUGGUCCCAAACGGGUGAAGAGCUUCGACAGAGGUGAUUUUGAUUUCUCUUCGAUCACGCAAUCCCCAAGCGACGAGAUGAUCCUGGAUCCGGAAACCGGGAGCUUUUUCAUGGCUGAAAGAGAGAAACCGAUGCCACCUACGCCCGAGGAACUCCCUUACGCCCCAGAGGCUUGGCCCGGUAAAGUGUGCGGAUUCUGUAAUUUGGGUGAAAGGAGUCAGUUAGGACAAGGGGAGAUGCUUCGUCUGAUGUGUCAGAAAGGUUUCACACCGAAACGCGUUGUAGCCGAUCAGCAGCAGCCAUCCUCGAUACCAGCAAUUGGGCAAAUGCCCGAUGGUCUCAUCGGUGAUAAAAGCCCCCGAGGACCUGUGACGUGUCGGAGACAGAAGAGCUUUAACAAAUGCAGGAAUCCAUCAAUGACAUGCGAGUACGUGGACGAAUUGACCAUUAUUGGAUUUGUUGAAGAACCUGAUGUCCAAAAUCUCUUCGAGUCAACAAGCUACUUUUACGUGCACAGAAGUUGCGCCUAUUGGUCUAAUAGUGUCAUCAAAACAGAAAACAUGGGUUUAGAUAACGUCGGGCCCGCUUUGCUUCUCAGCUCCAAUAGGAAAUGUUCGCAUUGCAACCAUUACGGUGCUAGCGUUACGUGCAAAAUUGACGGUUGCAGCAAGAUUUACCAUUACCCUUGCGCCACAGCUUCUGGAGCAUUCCAGGAGUUGGGAUCUUGCAGCAUGUUCUGUUCUCAGCAUCUAUCCCAAGCAGCGAUUCAAUGCGAGGGUUCUGUCUGUUAUACCUGUAAGCUGAUGGGCGACAUUGCUAAUCUGAUGUACUGUUCAAUAUGCGGUGAACACUAUCAUGGCACUUGCGUUGGUCUGGCACAAUUACCUGGUGUCAGAGCUGGUUGGCAAUGUCGAAAAUGCAGAAACUGCCAGACCUGUCGAAUAACCGGGGACGAAACGAAACUUAUGACCUGCGAGCAGUGCGAUAAAGUAUACCACGCGAGUUGCCAGAGACCUAUGGUAACAUCAAUCCCAAAGUACGGUUGGAAAUGUAGAUGUUGUCGAGUAUGCGGUGAUUGCGGAUCCCGAACUCCUGGGGCUGGUCUCUCGUCACGUUGGCAUUCCCACUAUACAGUUUGUGAUUCAUGUUAUCAGCAGCGAAAUAAAGGUUUCAAUUGUCCCAUAUGCCACCGCGCUUAUAGGGCACACGCUCACAGGGAAAUGGUUCAAUGUUCCAGUUGUCGAAAAUUCGUACACGGCACGUGCGAUCCAGAAGCAGAUCUGCUAACGUUCCACAAGCAAAAGGAGGCUCAACCUGAUUAUGAAUAUGUCUGUUUAAUGUGCAAGAACCAAGGAAGACAGAUGCUCUCAAAACGAAACAGUAUUGAUGAGGAUUCAUUGUCGGCCUCACAGGAAUCUUUGUACGACGAUGUUUCCGAGUUCGAUAUUCCCUAUGGUGUCGAGGAUGGUUUUAGAUCGAUGGGUUUGGGUAAAGGUAAACCGUAUGCGUGCAAAAUAGCAAAAAAGAAAUUCGGAUAUGGUCCGGGAAUGCAGGGUAGACCAAAGGGUAUCGGUAAAGGGAUGCCUGGAAAGGUCGGUUUCAUGAAGAAGCAAAAGAUGACGGAGUUUGGCAGGAAGAGGGGAUCCAAGUACAAAAUGCGAGGUAUUUUUGGUGUCCCUGGUGUGGGUUUGCAAAGGCCGACUUCGGAUGGUGGCAAGGACGAAGAACCAGGAAUUGAAAACAGAUUGGUGUUGUGUUCUGCGAAGGAUAAAUACGUGCUAACUCAAGACAUUUGUGUGAUGUGUGGCUCUAUCGGAACGGACCAGGAGGGAUGUUUGAUUGCUUGUGUACAGUGCGGUCAAUGUUACCACCCCUAUUGCGUAAAUGUGAAAGUGACCAAAGUUAUUCUACAGAAGGGUUGGCGGUGUUUGGAUUGCACGGUCUGCGAAGGCUGCGGUUUAAGGGACGAUGAAAGUCGAUUAUUGUUGUGCGAUGAUUGUGAUAUAUCUUUUCAUAUCUACUGCAUGGAUCCGCCUUUACAUUACGUGCCUCAAGGGAACUGGAAGUGCAAAUGGUGUGCGAUUUGCCAAUCUUGUGGAGCUAAAGAUCCCGGGUUCAAUUGCAACUGGAUGAACAGUUUUUCGGAGUGCGGACCAUGCGCUUCUCAUAUAACAUGCGCCAGUUGCAUAGAACCAUAUAGCGAAGGUGAUCUGAUAAUUCAGUGCGUGCAAUGUGAACGAUGGCUCCACGGUGCAUGUGAUUCGAUAAAAACGGAAGCCGAUGCUGAAAAAUGUGCUGAAUACGGUUAUAAUUGCGUCCUCUGCAGACCUAGGGAUACUUUGCCACCUCAUUUGCAAUCGCGAGUUCACGCUGCAAAACCUCCAACACCCACCAAGAGUCCGGACAUGAAAUCCAACACGCACUAUUACUUGGAUGGUGUCUUCCUCAGCGAAUCCGGACACAACCUAAUAAAAUCUUUAAGCUCCGAACAGAACAUUCCCAGGAAGAAAAGGAAAAAGCUACCCACCGUUCACGACAAGGAGGCUGGUAUCAUGGCCACCAUCGAGUCUGUGAUCGCCGGCAGCGCUUCAGUGGAUAACUCAUUAGAAGAUGCUAAAUUGGAAUUGGUUGAUGUUAAAGAUGAGCCGCAGGAGCUCUACAAAGAGGGAAUGACGUGGACCAAAGAGGAUGGGCCUCCGCCGGAGGGUUUCACGAUAUUCACUACUGAAAGUGGUCUCACGAUAUUGCGCCGGAAGCGGCAGAGAAAUCUGCAGAAGCUCGGCAUCGGCGGGUUUGUGGUCCGGGUGCGCGGCAUCCGUGGCCAAGACAACGACGACGUCGACACGCUGCCAGGCCAAUCCGAUCCUCUAGGUCCACCGAUGAUUGCCGAGACGGGCGAUAACAAGCCCCGACGAAAACCCAUUAAGAGAAAACCAAAGAGCAAGCUGUCGGAGACGUUCCCUGCCUAUCUGCAGGAGGCGUUCUUCGGCAAGGAAUUGAUGGACUCGCAUAAAGAUUUAGCGACGUCCAGUAGCGAAGAUGAACAGAGCAACUUAGACAAGGAAAAAACGAUUCAUCUUUCGCAGGAUGAGAUUAGAGCCGUUGCGGCUGUUACUGCAAAGCAAGAGAAGAGUGUACCUUCUGAUGAACCAAGUACGAGUGGCACACAAAACAUGUUAGAAAAGCCGGGCUGUUCGAAAGAUGCUGUCGUUGUGCCCAAAGAAGAAUACGAGAGCGACACGGAAGCAGCACUGAAAGACGUUCUAAAUUUAUCCGGAGACCUGCUCGACACAGAUUUAGUUAAUACUUUUAUGAACGAAAAUGACGACGAGCUCACAAAGAAUGCUGAAAGUUUAGAGGGAUUGGCUGAUUCUAAUUUGGCCGACAAUGGUGAUAUUACCGAUAGUUUGGUCGGAGGCGGUUCAAACAAAACCAAAGAUACCAAAGAUGAAUUGAAUGACCUACUGGUUUCCGAUCCAUACGAAGAACUCUUAAAAGUUGUACUGACGGACGAAUCGCAGGAAUCUCAGGAGAGCAACAUCUUCCCGAGUAACAGUAUUUUCAGUACGUCUGUGAACACAAUGCCACAGACUGCCAUACCACAACACUCGGUUCCUCCUCCAGUGCGACCUUCGACGUUGACCACUCAGAACAAUCUGAAUUCACCAAUUAGCUUCCCUCCUCAAUCGCCUUACCAAUCAGAAUACAGCAAUAGUCCGCAGUUCAGUCCAGCAUUCUCCGAACAGCCAGCAUCGCCGUGGGUAAAUGUGAAUGAGCAGAGUGAUAUGGAUGUAUCGGCAUCUGGUAGCUCUAAUUAUAACCAGAAGUCAUCGCAGAAAAUGAAGGCGGACGAAGGUUUAGGACAAGGCGCCACGAUAUCAGCGGUCCUCUAUGCAAAUAUCAAACAUCCGGAAUGGAAGACGGAGUAUCCAGGUUGGAGCGAUCGAUAUAAGCAAAUUAUUAAGAAGUGGAGGACUCUUACCACCGAACAGAAAGCACCUUACCUACAACAGGCCAAGGAUAACAGAUCCGCUCUGCGCAUGAAGAAGCAGCAACAGAUCAACAAGGAGAGUAGUGCCAGUUCGCACAGUACCGUGAGCAAACCGGCGGUGCCCAGUCCAGUCCAACAAAGUGUUCAACCCCAGCCAGUUUCAGAGGUGUGCACCACCACCACCCAACAGUCACGGCCACUAACAACCACUACUAUUAGCUCUGUACCACCUCCACACCCGCUGCCAUCAAAAACAACCGCCUCCCUUCCCAUCAUCAUUGCAUCAUCAUCGUCGUCGUCGUCUUCAUCGUCUCCGUCGCCCGCCCCCUCGACCCCGUCCCCUAUGACACAACACCAGUUCACUGUGCACGGGCCAAUCGUGGGGCCGGGCGAUCCCUGUCACGGCCCCGCCCCCAACGUCACCGUCAAUCCCCUUUACACCGACAACACUCCUCCACCGCCACCACCACCAGCACCCCGACACCACGUUCUGACCCUAACGAACGCGGCCGACCACCAGAUCCGCGUGCUAACCCCAUCUGAGAUCAUGCGUACUCUUCCCUCCCUCUGUCAGGAAACCUGCGAGUCACCGGAUCAAGAGAAAAUUGCUCAGCAGCAAAAGACGGCGCGCGAGGCAGAAAAUGAACGACAGUGGAAGCAGUUGCAAGCCUUAAGACACCAGCAAUCGCAACAGCAGUUGAAUGUUAUUCAGGAUCACAGGUCACAAGUUACUGGCACAAUGGUCCGGGUGCAAAGGCAAUUAUCGGAAGGAAAUCCACCUCAGUUUCUGCAAGAACAAUUGCAGCAGGCACAAGCUUCUAAUCUAGAAGCACCGCAGUUACCACACACCAUUGAUAACUCGCAGUUUUCACAGCAAGCACAUCCGAACGUGCAGAGGACGCUGCAACAACAAGAUCCGUACGCUCAACAGCCUUCCACGCCGAGACCUUCGAUGGUCCCAUUGACGAGAUCCUCUUCAUUGCAAGGAUAUCAGCAAAGACCAGAUGGAAUCGAAGUUUCGCACCAGCUACGGAAUUUGUUGCAAUUCAAUAAAUUAGACGAGCAAAUUUUACCUGGAAAGGGUCAACAACGGGUGUGGCCUCCGAAUGAAACUGGUGGUCAGGAGCAGCAAGAACAGCAACAACCACAGCAGCAGCAACAAGUACAACAGCAUCCAAUUGUUCCAGCAACUACUGGAGAUGCUACAUUCAGACAUCCUCUUCCACCUGGCAUAGUCAGGCAACGACCUGCAUCUGCGGCUACAGCUACAGCAGUGGUCAGACAACCUAUGGGUUUGAGAAUGCUCGAUCCUAGAUUGCAGCAAAACAUGGAUCCAAGAACAAGAUUAUUUUUACAACAAAGAGGCGCUCUACCGACUAACAUACAAGCUCAAUUGCAGCAACAAACAAGAUUAUUUGUUCCGCAGCAGCAGCAACAACCAUCACUGCAACAACAGCAGCAACAACAACAGCAGCAGUCUAUAAGGCAGUCGUCUGCGGAAAUCGAGCAAAUCCUUCAAAGAGCAAAUGUUCCAUUUCAACAGAGGUCAACUGAUAUGCAGGGCGGACCAAGAAUGCCUUUGGGAGCGCAACAGCAGCAACGUCCUUUAAUGCAACAAGCUCUUCAGCAGCAACAGGCGCCAGUUACACCGACCGCUCAAGAUACAGGUGAACAGGAAAUCCCAGAUAACGUUACUGCCGAACUAGAGAAAUUGGAGCAAGAAGGUUCUAUGGUCGAGUUGCAAGGUGUAGGAGAUAUUCUAGGCGGAUUCGCAGAUGACGAGGAUGAACUGCUAGCGGAAAUGGGAUCUGAUUUCAAUAUAUUGGAGUAUGCCGAUCCCGAGUUAGAUGCUUUAACCGGUGGAGAGAAAACAAACAUUUUAGAUAGUUUAGAUCUUGUAGAGCCAGAACCCGAAAAGGAUGACGACAAGGACAAAAACUUGGUGGCCAAACAACAAAUGGUGGUACACAAUCCACAAGUCCAAGAGCAAAAGGUGUCGUUACCCCAGCAACAGCAACCCUUAUCCCAACCGAAUUUACAUCCUCCACCUCUGGUUGUAUCACAGACACAAGCAGUGCAACAUCAGCAGUUGCAGCAGCAGCAAUCUCAGUCAGUCCAAAACCAUCAACAAGCUGUGCCGAGUCAAAUGAUUCCGCAACAGCAGGUACACCAACAAAUGCUGCAACACGUUCAACAGGCUGCUGCAAUGGGAAGACCCAUGUUACCAGGCAAAAAACUUAUGUCGACUGAAGGUAUUAUCGGAACGGUCACAGCAAAUAACAAUAUUUCUUUAACAUUCUCACCCAACUACCACCAGAAAUUGUUGCAAAUACCUCAAAAUCAAAAAGUGACCCAGAUGCGUUUAGGUAAUAUACCUCAGAAUGUACCUAGGAUGGCAGCACCUGGUAUUUUACAUCAGCAACGCCUUCCCGUUGUCGGACCUCCUCCGCCACCGCCACCAUACUCGAGACCGCCGCCUCCUUAUCCAGGCUCCACCAAUCAAACGAUGGGACUGCAGCAGCGUCUGCCCUCACCUGGACUCAUGCGUCCGCUCCCCCAUGUGCAUCGGAGACCAACCCCCUUGCUCUUGGAGGAACAGCCGUUACUGCUCGAAGAACUCUUGGAACAAGAGAAAAGGGAACAAGAAAAGCAAAUGCAGACGCAGGUGUCAAGCAGCAGUUCAGAUGUACCAACAAACGCGAGUACUUCUAGUAUGCUCUCUGAACACGACUUCGAAAGGCUGCUUAAAACGGAUUUGAUUUCCAACGCAGGUCCUCUUUUGAGCCAAAGUCUUAAUCAAGGUGUACCUGCUCAAGGUAUUUUACCACCUCAAAGGACGACCUUCGUGCAACAGCCGGCACCUUCUGGACCUCCUCCACAGAUGGUUCAACAAUGGCAGCAGCAGAGUCCCAGGCCACAGUCGGUGCCUACGCCUCAGCCCCAGCCGCAGGAGCCUAGAAUCCCUCCGUUCAACGCGAAGUUACUUCCUGCGCCUCAACUACCGCCUGACCAAAUUGUGACUGAACAGGAUAAACAGAUUCAAGUAGCUUACGAGCAAUGGUUGAAUCAUCAAAACAACGUACUGACUGAACAAUUAAAAUAUUACGAGACCGAAGUACAAAAAUUAAGGAAAAUCAGAAAAUCGCUUAACAGUAAGCAGAGACAGCUCAGGAAGUCCGGCAAUCAACUCGGGGAGGCCGAUGCGAUCGAAUUGCAGAAAAUACAGACUGAAAACAAUAUUUUACAGAAGCAUCUUGAAACUAGUCGUAAACAGAGCCGUCAGCACGGGAUGCUAAUACAGGUCUAUAUGAAGGAUUAUCGGAACAAACAACAAGCCAAGCAGGGCAAUCAAAUGCUUGGCCACCAAUCUCCACUGGGGCCACCUGCAUCUUCACCGAUCCAUCCUCCUCAAUCUCCGAUGAUGUCACCAUCUGCAUCGCCUAUGAUGCAGCAUAGUUCGCCGAUGCACAGCCCGGCGCCAUCCGUUUCUCAUUCACCAGGUCCUGGAUCCGUCUCCAGCGUUCUGCAAAGUCCAAAUAAUCCCAUUAACCAAGUGAUGUCACCCAUGCAACCAUCGCCGCGUAUCGGAACACCUCAUUCCCAAAAUGAAGGUAGUCCUGGACCAGUGCAAUCUCCUUCGAUGCAUUUACCACCGCCAAUGCGGAUGACUUCUCCUCAACAUCGAAGGGUUGUAACUAGUCCGAUCGGAUAUUCGGGAGAUCUUAGGCCAGGUACACCGCAGGCACGGUUUGCGCGACCACCACUGGAGAGGACGCGGCUGCAAUCGCCCAGUCCGAACUUCCAGCAAAAGCCAGGCACGCCAUCGCCGUUGAACAGUCCACCACCUCAGCCAAAUCUUCAAAGGCAUUUGCAACACCAGCAGCCUUUCAUUCAGCAAGUCGUAGAUAGUAACGAGGGACUAUCCAAUUCCCAGAGGACUAUGCAGUUGAUCCAUCAAAGACAAUUUAUUCUGAGACAACAACAGAACCAAGCGCAACAACAGGGAGCCGCUAAUCAACCUCAACCCUUGACAGCUCAACAACACCAAUUAAUGGUGCAUCAGCAGCAACAAUUGGCGAAGCAACAACAGUUGGCUCAUCUUCAGGCACAACAGAGGUUGCAACAGCAGCAAAACCAGCAACAAAAUCAUCCACCGAACUCACCAAUGCCGCCACAGAGUCCGCUAAUCAAUCAGCAGCAACAGAUGAUGUCUCCUCAUUCUAUGCAUAGCCAACCUCCAUCUCCGAUGGUCAAUUUCACACCUACAUCGCCAAUGCCCCGAAGCCCUGCAAUACAUCAGUCGCAUCAACCUCCGAGUAGUCCAAUGAUACAUCAGCCACCAUCACCUAUGCCGAGAAGUCCCAUGGUCGGUUCAAAUCAAUCGCCCAUGCAGAUCAGACGACCUCCGAGUUCGAGUAGCAGCCCUGCCAUGCCUGAUCGUCCGACGAGCGUUGAAAAUCCAAGAACACUAUACAACACAUCAACGGAACUGCAAAACAUUGUGCAAGACAACGAUCAGACCGGUGGUGGAAAUCCACACAAUCCGAACAAUCCUAUUCCUUAUCCUCCGGGAUUCGGAAGGUUUGGCUACGUCAAGAUGGGGUUGCGCGGUGGUUCUCCGAUUUGGGGCUCGUAUGGUCGCGGUGCUAAACGCAUGCCCGAACAUAAAGACGACAAAUUGGCAAACACUGAACAGCAGCCCCAGCCGCAACCGAAAAUUAAAAAGGAAUCUCAUCUGAGCAAGGUGUCCAUACUGAAGAAAAAAUCUCCAGCUAAAACGGCGAUAUCCAUGUGUGUAAAUCGGAUCAGUUCCCUAGUUAGCUCGGAUUAUAACGAAUUGGAUGAUAGUUCUUCGUCUCCAUCUGGAACACCGUCUCCGAUGGCCUCGACUAGUCGUCUAAUUCAGAAAACCAUAGGAAAGAAAAUCCCGCAAGAAAUGGAACCGAAAGAACAGGUAAUUGUUGUAGAAUCUAAUCAAGGUAAACAAAUGCAAGUGGAUGAAAUUAUGGAUUACGACGAUGAUAAUGAUUCGGCAGUAGUCUCUACAGAGGUAUCAUUAAAUUCAGUAGCGCAACAGCAAGACGGCGAUGAUAUUACAGUGAUACAGACUUUCACUCAAAGCGAUUUGACGGACAGUCUAUCCAGUCCAUUAGAAUCGGAGCAAAUAUCGAAUGAUUUUCUGCUAUUUGAUAUUGCCGGAACCACACAGUACUCUGAUAAAGAUGAAGAUGACGAUGAGGUGCAAUAUGCGCAACAUAUAACAAAGCACAUAGUAGACGUGGCGAUUCAUAGCCCAACAACCAGCGAGGAAGAGCUAAUUAUGCAAGGCAAAACUAAGAAAGUGACGAGCGAUGGAUUGACUCUUAAUAUUGUACAAGGCUUAUCUGCGGAUACUUUGUUGGCUAUGGAAUCUCCGGAACCAGACGACUUGAGUGCCGAUACCACCGAAGAGGAGGAGCAUUAUGAAAGUCGUUCCCUGGUCUUACUCGAUCAGAAGAUGAGUGACGAGAAAAUCUCUACGAAGGAGGAUUUCGAAGAGCUUAUUGAUGAAGACUCGCGCAAGAUCAUCAGCGAAAUCCAUAAGUAUGCAGCUCCGCAUGUCGUCAGCACCUUUCCGCCGAAGACAACGGCAAAUCUGAUUCAGACUGUUGCAAACCUGAAAACGACUACCGCUCCUAAGAUCUCAUUAAUUACACCUUUGAUACCUAAAUAUAUACCAGGGACUACUGGUAAAAAGGACAUACUAAUAACUCACAGCAAUAGCGGUGCAAUUAUACUGCCUCUUAAAACUACUGGUCGCAACAAUAUUAUCAGCGUUCCAAAACUGGUUACUUCAGUGUCUCCGGCUAUCACUAUAGUGAGUGCAAGCACUUCGCAGAUGACUUCAAUGCUACCCUCUACUUUUACUGUGCCUGUAAUCAGUGCAAGAGCAAUUAGCAAACUACCUAACGUGAAAGUGAUUGAUAAACCAUCGACUUCGCUGUCGUUGACCGCCCACCAAGACACGUGUCUUCCAAAGAAAAUAUUUGAAGAUGAUUCUGUUUCUCCAGAUAGCUCUAACAAUGAGGACGAUAAAAAGAUUGAAUCACCUAUUGAACUGAAGAAACUGAUUAAAGGCGAUUGCAAAGAUGAUUCAAAAGAAUCGGUGGAUGAUAUCACAAAAAGUAAUUCUUCACUUCUUCCGAUGCACAAUCCUCCUGAACUCAAAAUGACAGCUCAAAUAAUUCAAGAAAACCAAGGAUUGCAAAUCGCCAGAACUGUCGAAAUGCCGUUCAUCACAACUCAAUCAAUCGAUACCAUGGAUGGCCAUUCUGGCGAUGACACUAAGUCUGUGGUAAUAUCUAUUCCAUCACCAACUCCUUCUCAGGAACAAAUGUUGGAUAAUAUUGCUUUACAGGCAUUAGAAAAUCGCAGGAGAGACGGUAAUAGUAUCUCCAGGGAAUUUGAGUCGUUUGACGAUGUACUGGACAUGAUUGAAAAUAUUCGAGACGAAUCUCCAUCGCCAAUUGCAGCCGUAUUGGAGAAUAAUAAACCUGAAGAGGUUAAGGAAGAGUUUGAACCAAUUUUAAAACCAGAACCGAAACCUGUGACAACGGCAACGAUAAUAUGUACAACAGUAAACACGACGACCACGACAGCAACUCUAGCACCUCCCAAUCGUUUAGCGGUCACGCCCCAAUUAUCACCGUUAUCACAACCCAACGAGUUAACGACGAACAUUGCAAAUGUUAGUCAACAACUAAGGAUUCUACUGUCGGAAACGAAUUGCGUCCAAACAACAACUGGAACCACGAACUCUAAUAACGACACCAUCGUUAAAAGCAUCACCAAAGAAAAAGUUAUGCCUGCUAUUUUAGCAACUUCUACUCCAAAGACGUCUACAGAGAUAAACAACAGCAUAAUUAUUAAAAAAGCUGUUGUUAAUUCACCGAAACUAGUGCAGUCACCGAUCACUCAAAGCACGACAUCCACCACUGCCAUCACGACUAUGCAAAGUUUAUUACCAAUAAAGACUACAGCUGGUAUACAAUUAAUGCCGGAUCAUCCGAAACUUCCACCGGUGACGACCGUUGCUGCUCCAACCCAAGCGACUACCACUCAGAUGAACAGAUUCCAAGUAAAAAUUACGAAUACUAUGGCUUCUUCGCAGGUGACAUCUACUACAACAACACAUCAUCAAGUUCAGAGAAAACCUUCGCUCAGUUUGAACGCUAUGUUGCAAUCGCAUCCGGCAGCGACGACCCCGCAAACAUCGCCUGGCACUAUAACUACUGCCAGCAUUUUGGGAUCAGCCAUUUCCAUCACAAAACCGUCUCUUACAUCGUUGGCUCAUGCUCACCCUAACGUGAUGUCACCAUUAACGAGUCAAACGGGGUAUAAGAUGUCUUCUUUGACACAUCAGUUGGGCAAGUUUACAAGAGGAAAUCCAACGAAUCUGUUACAUACACACCUAACUAAAUCUCCGAUGACGCAAAGAACACCACCAACUAAAAUAACUGAAGAAGAUAAGAAAGAAAUAGAAGUUAAAACGGAAUCGCAAGAGACAAUGAUGUCUACAUCUGCGGAGAAUGCUAUAACAACAUCUUCUGCUAUCAAGCAGGAACCACCCAAGUACACAAUGGCACAACCUUCGAAUAGGAUGGAGGAGUCUCAAAACGUUCUCUUAAAGCAAUUGUUACAGAAUACGGCUUGUGCGACUUCGCAAUCAUCGAGUAGUAGUAACGUUGCAACACCUACGCAAACGGCGCCCAGCCUACCAAUAGUACCUAAUCUUGAGGCUCAGUUAGCCACACCAGUACCUCCGACACCAACGUCUUUGCUUCCACCAAUUCUUCAAAACGACUCCAUAAUUACUUCAAGUACUCAGACCACCAAAAUUGUUCAACGACAACCCUUGAUGAGCCGUGAAACUAGUUUUGUUUCUAAACCCAUCCAACACUCCAGUAUCAUUAAUCAACAACAACUGCGGCAGCAGAUGCAACAAGAACAGCAUCAACUGCAACAACAACAACAGCAGCAGCAACAACAACAGCAGUUGCAGCAUCAACAACAACAGCAGCAUCAACAACAACAGCAGCAUCAACAACAACAGCAGCAUCAACAACAGCAGUUGCAGCAUCAACAACAACAGCAAUUGCAUAUAGAUGUUAAGAAAGGUUUACCUCCAAGUCGUACACCAAGUCGCGACGAUUUGCUCUCUCCAGGGACACCUCGAUCUUCCUGCAGUCAAGAUUCUAGCUUGCAGACGCCUCCCUUGAUUAUAAAGAAAGAACAUAUGCCGCAGCAAAGUCCGGUAUUAACGGCGCAAGAGGUGAAAAAGGAAUUUGUUGAUGAAUCUUCUCAGCACUCGGAAAUAUCAGAUCACAGUAAAUCCGAAACGCAAAUGAAAGAAGAAAUGGACUUUAUGGAGCACAACGAUAAGAUGAUGGAAAAGGAAGAAAUGAAGAAGUUGAAGCGACGCGCUUACCAAAAGAGCAGAAGACAAAAUCAAAAUGUUAACAAGGAAGUGCCUGGGCAACCGAAGAAAAGAUCUCGUAAGAGUUCUAAGCUAGACGAGGAUUAUGAUUCCUAUAUUGAAAGCGUAUUGGGACAGCUGCGAACUUUGCCCUCGAUGGUUGUUUCCGAACCGAUUUUAAACAAGAAUUUCGCAGUGGUUCCUAUUUUUGGGUCCGGGGAUACUACAAAAUUGGGAGUAAGAGAAUACGAUUCUCGUUGCGGAGAUCUAGUUGGUACCUACGGAAAUGCCGUGGUUCCAGGUUUUGCAGACUUUUAUAGUUCGAAGCCAUACGGUGAUGAGGAACCGUUACCUGAAAAACCUCCAGCAUCCACACAACGUGGAUUUUACGAUCAAGAAUUUCCGCUUAUCCGUUUUGAUACUGACGAGGAUAAGAAGUACGAUCUAUUCUGUAGGGAGGACUCUCCAGAUUCGAUCUUGAGUAGUUCCUCAUUGGAGUGCGACAUGUUCGAACCUCCAGUGAAAUUCCCUGGAUUGAAACUUAUUGACGAAGACGAGGACGACGAAGAGAUUUGCGCCAACAUGAGACUGUCACCGGUUGUUCCUCUUAUUGCUCCUAUUCCGAUCAGGCUGCAGCCGACAGGUCCUUACCUAAAGGAUUACGCUGAUAUGAUGAUGGAUAAGGAGAAUAUCUGCAAAGAGCAAGUCAAUCAGAAGCCAAAAUUCACAUCAGCUCCUGGAACACCACUUAAGGACUCAGGCAAUGUUACUGUGACUUUGACUCUGACAUCUUCGGCGGCUGAAGAUAUAAUGGGAGUUCUGAGAGAUUUAGCCAACAUAUUACAUAUACCAGCGCCCACCAGCUACCAGAUUGUCGAAAGAACUAGCACUCCACCUAGCCAGAAGCUGGGACUAUACAGAACCAAAGGCAAGGAUGGAAAGGAAGGUGCACCUAUCGACAUCCAAAGUAUUUUGAACGGCGCCGCGAAAUUCUGCCGACAUUGCGAUGUAGUGAUAUUAAACAACAUGAUUAGGAAAAAGGUAUCAGAGCUGCCCUUCCUAUCCAAGGAUUUGGAGUUGCUCAACGAUGGCGACGAAUUAUUUUUCUGCAGUUCAGCGUGCUACAUGCAAUUUGCGCUGAUGCAUAGAAGCCCUUCCAUAUCGCAGGACAAGGCGGCAGAAAUUAUAGAUCACCUGUGCCAAAAGGACAAGAUGGAUGACAUCCAGAAAGCAGCGAUUGAGAGACCUACUUCGUUAGUUGAGGAAGUCAGACGAAUAGAAAUGGAAAAGAUGGACGUCGAUUACGACCUGAAGAGUUGCAUCAAAAGCGAGAAAAUGCAGGUGGAUGAGGUGAAACAAGAAACGUCCACGAAGUGGCGAAACAUCAAGUAUAAGGCGUAUGCUCAGGGCUGUCUGCAACCUCCUAACAAAUACAAGAAAUUAAGCGAUAAAGAGAUCAUGGAGUUGAUGUACAGGCUACGAGUAACGGUAUUGCCAUCGAAGAUUCCGGAUGAUACGAGGAAAUGCAUGUUCUGUCAUAACAUAAGUGAUAGUGUUGCGGAUGGACCUGCAAGACUUUUGAACAUCGAUGUAGAUAAGUGGGUGCAUUUGAACUGCGCCCUAUGGUCAGAUGGAGUUUACGAGACGGUGAACGGUGCUCUGAUGAAUCUGUCUAACGCCAUCCAGCAAAGUUUGGUGUCCACUUGUGCCCUAUGCAACAAAUCUGGAGCUACGAUUCGUUGCUUCAAGACGCGCUGCUCUAAUAUCUAUCAUUUACCGUGCGCCGUCAAGGAUAAAUGCGUUUUCUACAAGAAUAAGACCACUUUUUGCAGUAGCCACAUACAGAAAGGAGAGAAGGAUAAUGAGCUUACAACGUUAUCAGUGAGCAGAAGGGUUUACGUGGAUCGAGAUGAGAACAGACAGGUGGCUGCUGUCAUGCAUCACUCGGAUCAGAAUAAUCUUCUUAGGGUGGGAUCGCUCAUAUUCUUGAACGUGGGGCAACUUCUGCCACAUCAGUUGACCAAUUUCCAUACUUCCAAUUAUAUCUACCCCAUCGGCUACAAGAUCAUCCGUUUCUAUUGGAGCAUGAGGCGGCUAAACAAGAGGUGCCGGUACGUUUGUUCCAUCCACGAGGUGGGCGGACGGCCCGAGUUUCGGAUAGUCGUCCAGGAGUCGGAGGAGGACGAUUUGGAGCUGCGCGACGUCAGCUGCAAGCUGGUCUGGAUGAAAGUCCUUGAACCUUUAGCCACCAUGCGCCGGGAAAAUCAAUGCGUGCAAAUUUUCCCGCAGUUCGUUUCUGGCGAGGAUCUGUUCGGUCUGACGGAGCCGGCGGUGGUGCGAGUGCUGGAGAGUUUGCCGGGAAUCGAAACAUUGGCAGACUACAAGUUCAAGUACGGACGGAAUCCGUUGCUGGAACUGCCUCUGGCCAUCAACCCGAGCGGGGCUGCCAGGACGGAACCCAAACUGAAGAACCAGCUACACUGGAAGCGGCCGCACACCCAGCGGACCGGCAGCUCCGCCCGUCCCGUGUUUGCGCCCGCCAACAAUGCAGCACCAUCGGGCGAAGCUGCAUGUCCCUACAGCAAACAGUUCGUACACUCCAAGAGCUCGCAGUAUAAGAAGAUGAAGCAGGAAUGGAGGAACAAUGUUUUCCUAGCGAGAUCUAAAAUCCAGGGUUUGGGAUUAUGCGCGGCUAGGGAUUUGGAGAAGCAUACCAUGGUCAUCGAGUAUAUCGGAGAGAUUAUCAGGACUGAAUUGGCCGAAACCAGGGAGAAGAAAUACGAAGCAAAGAAUCGGGGAAUUUACAUGUUUCGAUUAGAUGAGGAACGUGUGGUCGACGCAACUUUGUGUGGAGGCCUUGCCAGGUAUAUCAAUCAUUCCUGCAAUCCGAAUUGCGUGGCCGAAAUCGUCGAAGUCGACAGAGAUUUGAGAAUCAUAAUUUUCGCAAAGAGACGUAUUCAAAGAGGCGAAGAGUUAUCGUACGAUUACAAAUUUGAUAUUGAGGAUGACCAGCACAAGAUAUCGUGCAUGUGCGGAGCUCCCAACUGCAAGAAGUGGAUGAAUUAAGGAUUAUAAAAGAUGAUGAUGAUUCGACGCAAAAUGUACAGCAACGCGAAGAACAAUUAUUUUCAUGUGAAAUGAGACUGUUCAUAGUGCCAUUUAUUACUUUAUUAGUACGACGGAGAAGCCCGAAGAAGAGGAGACAGAAGACCGAGAAGAUAGAACUUUCAAAAUUAUAAUAAUAAUGAAACAUUCCAAUUUAUUGAUAAUUUUAUACUGGAUGAAAAUAUAAUAGAUUUAUAUUAUUAUAUACAUAUAAAUAUUUUAGUGUUCCCCAUGGGAGGAGACGGAAAUGUAAUAUGUAGAUGGAAUGAAGAAAUAACAAGAGGGUGUUUGAUGAUGAUGAGGAGGAGGAGGAUAUGCGGGAACCGUGGCUUAGGGUAGGGACCAAAAAUUUAAACAAAGAAAAAUGAUAAUAUUUAAGUUAAUAAGAGUAAAAGGAAAAAACAAAACGCAAGAAAAAAGACGAGCGAUGUUAAACGAAAAAAAAACAAACAAACAAAAAAAGAGGAGAAAGAGAACGUAAUUAUUAUAUAUAUAUU